Molecule: messenger RNA, 1815 nt
Organism: Styela clava
Lineage: Eukaryota; Metazoa; Chordata; Ascidiacea; Stolidobranchia; Styelidae
Molecular function (GO): amino acid kinase activity
Source: RefSeq, a predicted model, not a curated record
UUUUAUAUUAUUGAUUCUAGUUAAAUCAAGUUGAACAUGCAGAAUACUGAUAUAAAUAUCUCAAAAAUAUUACUGGAUUUUUAUAAUUAUAAAGCUUUAUCAGUUGAACUAAUCAGUGGAUAUGAUGACCUUAACUAUAUCUUGGAAUGCGUUGAUUUGAGUCACAAUUCGGAACAUAGAGACAAAUAUGUCUUGAAGAUAGUUAAUGUCAAUGACUCAAAGAGAGAAGGACUCACUGAAGCUAUCAUGGACGUAUUGAGACAAAUUCCUCAAUUGCAAUUUGAGAUUCCUAAACCAGUUACUUGUACAACUGGGGGUUAUGUUGGUCAGAUUGAUACCUCUAAUGGAGUUCGAAAAGUUUGUGUGCUGGAAAACUGACUGCUGAAUUGUUUAAAAUAAAAGACCCACGUUCAGCUUUAAAACGUGUGAAUGAUUACUAUCUUAUACAAUAUAUGCAUAUUGAAGAUGUGAGGUUAAAUAUUGUAAAUGAUGAAAAUGUACGUAACAUUUGUUCUAUUGUUUUGCAAAAAUUAAAGGAUUCAAGUAUUAAAAAUGAAUUUUCCCAAAUAAGAAAAGGUGUUAUACAUAACGAUAUGUGUCUUGAAAAUUUCAUUUUUAAAAAACUUCAAAAUGAUGUCGAUAACUAUUUAGUAAAAGGGAUUAUCGAUUUUUCGGACAUGGGUAUUAGUUAUUAUGUAUAUGAAGCUGCAAUUCCUAUCGCAAGUGCAAUGUAUGCGACUGUGACAUCACCUGAUAUAAAUCCAUAUGAUGCUGCUAAAACUACAUUAUCUGGUUUUGAAAAAAAUUUUAGUCUCACAGAUGAUGAAAAAAAAUUUCUUUUUUACGCUGUGUUAGCCCGUUUUGUAUAUUUAAGAGUAAUAUGUGGAUAUGAUGCAUGUGUAUCAGAACAAACUUCUGAACAUGAAAUGCAUGAAUCUGAACCACUCGAAUAUUUUAUCAAUUUAAUGUGGAAAGAUGGUAAAAAUAAAUAGGAUAGUGAAUAUUUAACAAAAAAGUUUUGACCAAAUUUGUGAAAGUUUAUCUGUUCAAAAUAAUAAUUUUCUAAUAUACGUUUACGUACCAGGUUUGAUUCAUUCUUUCGGCUCAAAUUGCAUUUGAUUUAUCAUUUAUCAAAAAUUUAAAUGCCUCAUCAACUGAAUGCCACUGAGACUCAACUUGGUGAUUAGCUCCACUCGACUGAGUGUUUUGGGAAUUUUAUUCAACAUUGAUAAACUGUCCUGUCAAAUAGGACACUAACAUCUUUUUAUUGGUAUACCUUAUAAGUUAGCAUGUCUAUUUUCUUGCUUAUGUGUGCAUCAGCAGAAAUUUUUUUAAUGUCAUUAUAUGCAAACAUUUACUACAUUUGAAUAUGCAUAGUCAAAUUUCUUGUUUUAUAUUCUGCAGUGAAUCAUUAAAAAAUAAAUUACAGCAAAAUAAUAUUUAAAAAUAAAAUCGUAAGGUACAGGUUAUGUAGAAUUCUUUGAACCUUAUCCAAUUAAGCCUGUCAUAUAAAAGGCCAAAACUUUUUUAAAGUAUUCUAAAUUGCUAUAAUAUAUGACAAAUUAACACAUAUUGAGAUUUUUUUUUCCAUAACUCGAAUCUUUUAAUUGUUUUUAUUUACACAUUACUUUUGUAUAUUACUGUACUUACUUUGAGGUAAUUGAAUUUUAUUCGUUGGAGUGACCAGCAUGAAUGUGUAUUUAUAGCUAUUUUUAGAUUUUAUUAACAAAAUUAUAUUCAAUUAGAAUAUAAAAUAUUUACUUUAAAAUUAAAAUCAUUUUGGAAUCCUAAAUUUAAUAUUUCAAAUCUAAUAUU